CAUCAGUGCAAACUCCAAAACAAGUUCGAGUUGGGCCAUCGUCUCUUCCCGGGGCAGGUCUCGGCGUGUUCUCGACCACGUGGAUCAAAACGGGAACUGAGAUGGGGCCGUUCAUUGGUCGAGUUGUCAGCAGAGAGAAUAUGGACUGCAGCAGCGAAAACGCCUGGGAGAUUUUUGACGACCAGGGCAACAUCUUGCUAUACAUAGACGGGGGGACAGAACAUCCCCGGGCCAGCUGGCUCUCUUAUGUCAACUGUGCCAGGAACGAGCAGGAACAGAACCUUGAGACAUUCCAAGUCGGAAGGAACCUAUUCUACAGAGCCAUCAAGGACAUUCCCCCACAACAGGAGCUGUUGGUUUGGUACGGAGCGUCCUUCAACUUGUAUAUGGGUAUUCCGUCUCUGGGUCACCAUGCGCCAGAGGUCAAGGACGUGUCACCUCAUCAGCAGCAUCAGCAGCAUCAACAUCAGCAUCAGCCGUCCCUCCCGAAACAGACGCCGAUCCCCGCCACUAAAUUAAAGUGUGUGUUGUGCAGGCGGGGGUUCAACUCCAGGAGUAACCUCCGCUCGCACAUGCGCAUCCAUACCAUGGAGAAACCGUUCGUAUGUCGAUUCUGUGACCGGAGGUUCAGCCAGUCUUCCACACUCAGAAACCAUGUCCGUCUACACACAGGAGAGAAGCCGUACAAAUGUACAGUCUGCCAGAGCUCGUACAGUCAGCUGGCAGGGCUGCGCGCGCAUCAGAAGAGCGCGAGACAUCGACCACAAGCCAAUCAGCAGUCACACACGUGACAUCUGAUAUUUCCUUUACCCUAAUAAUAACCACCACCGAAAAGAAAAAAUGUGAAACAUAUUU
Messenger RNA from Haliotis rubra (blacklip abalone), 855 nucleotides. Its product is annotated as PR domain zinc finger protein 12-like. Gene Ontology annotation, molecular function: protein binding. Gene Ontology annotation, cellular component: nucleus. NCBI's taxonomy places the organism in Eukaryota, Metazoa, Mollusca, Gastropoda, Lepetellida, Haliotidae. The record is from RefSeq and is a predicted model, not a curated record.